This is a messenger RNA of Tinamus guttatus (white-throated tinamou), 839 nucleotides long. The record is from RefSeq and is a predicted model, not a curated record. NCBI's taxonomy places the organism in Eukaryota, Metazoa, Chordata, Aves, Tinamiformes, Tinamidae.
GAUUAAAAUAGCUGAUGGAUUUCAUUGAACUCUGUAAUUUAAUGGGCAAUUUUAUUCUUUUCUUGCAGUCACCCCAAGCAGGUACAAAAGAAAAGACUCUCUGUUGUUGGUUUUGUACCUCAGGCCCAAUAUCCUUAAGUGCCAAAAUUGAAAGGAAGGGCUAUACCCCAGGUGAAUCAAUUCAGAUCUUUGCUGAGAUUGAGAACUGCUCUUCCCGUAUGGUGGUGCCAAAGGCAGCCAUUUACCAAACACAGGCAUUCCAUGCCAAAGGGAAAAUGAAGGAAGUGAAACAGCUUGUUGCCAGCCUGCGUGGGGAGUCCCUGUCGUCUGGCAAAACAGAAACCUGGAAUGGCAAAGUGUUGAAAAUUCCACCCAUUUCCCCUUCCAUCCUUGACUGUAAUAUAAUCCGUGUGGAGUAUUCACUAAUGGUGUACAUUGAUAUUCCAGGAGCCAUGGAUUUAUUCCUUAACUUACCACUGGUCAUUGGUACCAUUCCUCUCCACCCAUUUGGUAGCAGGACAUCAAGCGUGAGCAGUCAGUGUAGCAUGAACAUGAAUUGGCUUGGUCUGACCCUGCCUGAAAGGCCAGAAGCACCUCCGAGCUAUGCAGAAGUGGUCACAGAGGAGCAGAGGCAGUCCAGCCUGGUGCCCAUAGCCACCUGCGAUGACUUUGAGCGAGGGCUCCAGGGACCAUUAUUUGCAUACAUCCAGGAGUUCCGCUUCCUGCCUCCCCCCCUCUAUUCAGAGAUUGACCCCAACCCAGAUCAGCCCACAGAUGACAGACCAUCCUGCCCCUCUCGCUGAAGGAAUCCAUGCUAAGCUGACUCGACUUGGGUUUUG